This is a messenger RNA of Zychaea mexicana, 358 nucleotides long. RefSeq lists its product as uncharacterized. The transcript has a single exon. The record is from RefSeq and is a predicted model, not a curated record. Bases 72 to 263 code for a protein of 63 amino acids. NCBI's taxonomy places the organism in Eukaryota, Fungi, Mucoromycota, Mucoromycetes, Mucorales, Lichtheimiaceae.
CUGGCACAUAGAGAAACAGUCCAAGAACAUUCUUGUGAUACUAGACCCAAAUAACGCGCGCGGGGUGGAAUAUGCCUGUGUACCUUGAUGUUUUUGUUGUGAGCAUUAUGAUCUCAGCACGUACAAAUGGGUCGCAUGAUACCACACUACUACAAAGACGGAUGGCUAUUACCAUUUUGAUUGCUCUGGGAAAUAGGCUCUCCAAAGUAUUAUUACAAGCACCAAUGGAAUGCUGUAAAGUGUAUCACGUACCAUUUUUAUGAGCCAUGAGAGAAUUCUGGACAAAAAAAUGCAGAUCAGUAGCAGUAGCUUAUGUAACAAGAUCACCUCUCCUUCGUUCCUAUCUCACGUAAUAUAG